Microplitis mediator is the source of this 1846-nucleotide messenger RNA. It is a transcript of the gene beg, whose product is annotated as probable malonyl-CoA-acyl carrier protein transacylase, mitochondrial. NCBI's taxonomy places the organism in Eukaryota, Metazoa, Arthropoda, Insecta, Hymenoptera, Braconidae. The transcript has a single exon. Gene Ontology annotation, molecular function: transferase activity. Bases 111 to 1343 code for a protein of 410 amino acids. The record is from RefSeq and is a predicted model, not a curated record.
GUGCAACAUAUAUUAUAUAUAAUAAUAAAUGUACAUUGUUUUUUAGUUGUUAUAAACGACAAUAAUGUAAAAUAUAGUGAAUUAAAAAUAAGUUGAGCAUAAUAAUAAAAAUGAUAAUGUGGAAUUGUGUGAUAAAUUUGAAUAAACAAUUAAUACCUAAAAGUAAUUUAAAUUUAAAUAAAUAUUGGAAUUUAAUAAAAAUAAGAAAUUUAUCAAACGAUAAUAAUGAAAAUAAAUUAAAGAAUGAAAAUGAAAAUUUAUUAAAUCUUAUUAAAGAUUCAGCAAAUUUUAAUGAAAUAACAAAUGAUGAUUGGUCAACAACACCUUAUAAUUCAGCGGGUGAAAAAAUAGCUUUAUUGUGUGAUAAUGAUGAAAAAAAUAAAAUAAAAGUAAAUCCGACAGAUACAACAAUAUUUAUGUUUCCUGGACAAGGUACAUUAAAAGUUGGAGCCAUUAAAAAAUAUUUACAUUAUCCUCGAGUUAAAGAAUUAUUUGAUAUAAGUAAUCAAGUAUUAGGAUAUAAUAUAUUAAAUAUUUGUUUAAAUGGACCACAAGAUAAAUUAAAUAAAACCGAAUAUAAUCAAGUAGCAACAAUUUUAACAUCACUAUCAGCAUUAGAAAAAAUUUGGGAAGAAACACCAUCCGCUGUUGAUAAUUGUAAAGCUGCUUUGGGUUACAGUGUUGGUGAAUUGACAGCAUUAAUAUUUUCGGGUGCAUUAACAAUUGAAGAUGGAAUAAGAUUAGCUGGUAUACGAGGUGCAGCAAUGCAAUAUGCAUCUGAUAAAGAACCAAAUCAAGGAAUGUUAACUGUUACUUCAAAAUCACGAGUUAAUAUUAAUAAAGCUUGCAAGGAUGCUACUGAUUGGGCUAUUAAUAUGGGUAUAUCAUUACCUGUAUGUCAAGUAGCUAUUUAUUUAUAUAAUCAAACUAAAGUAUUAGCUGGUCAUGAAAAAUCACUUGAAUAUAUAAUAAAUAAUCAUAAAAAUUAUAAAAUAAAUGUAAUAAAACGUUUGUCAGUAUCUGGUGCAUUUCACACUCCUCUUAUGAAACCAGCAUUAAAAUCUUAUAUAAAAGCAUUAAAUGAAAUUGAAAUCCAAGAGCCAAGAGUUACUGUUUAUUCAAAUAUAACAGCUGAACCAUAUAAGUCUAGUAAUCAAAUAAGAAAAUCAUUACCAAAACAAAUUAUUUCACCAGUUAAAUGGGAACAAAUAUUACAUUCAGUAUAUAAAAGACCACAUGGUAAUACUUUUCCACGUACAUUUGAUUUGGGAUCUGAUGGAACAAUGAAAACUAUUUUACAAAAAAAUAAUUUUACAGCAGCUGAUUCGUGUACAACAGUGUAAUUAUUGUAUUAAUAAAAAAUAUACUUAUUUUUUUCAUUGCAAUAAUUAUUUUCUUUAUUAAUAAUCUAAACUAUAUAUAGUUUUAUUAUAAUUAUUAGUAAUUAUACAAUUAAUAAUAUAUGUAAUUAACACUGCUAAUGGUAAUAAUAUUAUCAAGAUUAAUAAAAAAGAAAUAGAGAUAUAUUUAUAUAUCAUUUGAGCUAAUAUUGAUAUUAUUAUAAAUAUUAUUUAGUUAAUAUAUUUUUUUAAAGACUACGAAUAUGUCUUGGUUUACGUACUAAUAAACAACAAGAUGAUAAUCCUAAACUGACUUUAGCUAAUUCAGACGCAUAGAGUGUUCGAGUAGGAAAUUCAACUUUAUCCGCAAAAAGUUUAAAUGAUAAUGGGAUUUCAUCUUCACUACGAUGAAUAAGAGUACCGUUUACAUAAAUAACAUUAGCAGCUGCAUCUUCUGGGACUGUUAGAGUUUGAUAAGUGUAAGUCGCUUCUCUUUCAAUUCUCUA